AUGGCUACGGUUACCAUGGCUCUGUCUGAAGAGACUCCAAGACUUGAAAUCGAGUUCGGAGAGCACCCCGAAGAAACGGAAAGGUCAGCCACCCUCGCCCUGUACCACUCCUGCGAGCAGUGUGUCAGACCAAUUCGAGAAAGCCUGCACUCCCUGGCAAUUGGAACCACAACUGGAUACAGGCUUUUCUCCUUAAGUUCUGUGGAGCAACUGGACCAGGUCCAUGAAAGCAAUGAAAUCCCAGAUGUUUACAUCGUGGAGCGUCUGUUCUCCAGCAGCCUGGUGGUUGUGGUCAGUCAUGCCAAGCCACAGCAAAUGAAUGUCUACCACUUCAAGAAAGGGACAGAGAUCUGCAACUAUAGCUAUUCCAGUAACAUAUUGUCCAUCCGGCUGAAUCGUCAGAGGCUGGUUGUUUGCCUGGAGGAGUCAAUUUACAUCCAUAACAUUAAGGACAUGAAGCUUUUGAAGACUAUUCUGGAUACACCUCCAAAUACAACAGGUCUGUGCGCUCUCUCGAUCAACCACGCCAACUCCUACUUGGCUUAUCCCGGCAGCGCGACCAGCGGAGAGAUCGCGCUUUACGACGGAAAUACUUUGAAAACAGCCUGCUCCAUUCCUGCCCAUGACGGGCCGCUGGCUGCUCUCGCCUUCAACUCCACCGGCUCGAAGCUGGCGAGCGCUUCCGAAAAAGGCACAGUCAUUCGUGUGUUUUCCAUUCCUGGUGGGCAAAAGCUGUACGAAUUCCGUCGAGGGAUGAAAAGGUAUGUGAAUAUCAGCUCUCUGGUGUUCAGCAUGGAUUCCCAGUUCCUCUGUGCUUCCAGCAACACAGAAACCGUGCACAUCUUUAAACUGGAGCAUCUCACUGACAGCCGGCCAGAAGAGCCUCCAACCUGGAGCGGUUACAUGGGGAAGAUGUUCCAGGCUGCUACCAACUACCUCCCUGCUCAGGUAUCAGGCAUGAUGAACCAGGAUCGAGCCUUUGCCACUGUCCGCCUGAACUUCUCCGGACAGAGGAACAUCUGCGCCCUCUCCACGAUUCAGAAGCUGCCUCGACUGUUGGUGACUACGUCAGAUGGACAUCUCUAUAUCUAUAACUUGGACCCACAAGAUGGAGGGGAGUGUGUCUUAAUUAAGAAACACAGUCUGCUUGGCUCAGGAAAGACAGAGGAAAACAAAGAAAAUGACCUUCAGCCUCCAUUACCUCAAUCUUACGCAGCAACUGUAGCCAGACAAAGUACAGUGCCUUCAACUUCGACCAUGCCAGGUUAUUCGGAGGACGGCGGUGCCCUGCGAGGAGAGGUUAUCCCAGAGCAUGAGUUUGCAACUGGACCCGUGUGUCUCGACGACGAGAAUGAGUUUCCUCCUAUAAUCUUGUGCCGUGGAGGUCAGCCGGGCGAAGCGAAGAGGUCGUGAUGAGAAGCAAACAUCCGCGCUUAGGACAGCUGCUGGGAAGUGCUCUGGAAAAGCCAGGAGUUUCGAAGAACAGAUUUGUGAGUCCCCAAGAUGAGGGAAAAAAAAAAACAAACAAAAAAACCAAGGUGGGCCACUGCUUUUUCCUACAGUGUGUUUAAGUGAAUACCUGGCCCCGCUAGCCCCUUGUUUUAAUUUGUGUCCGGGUGGGGUGUCAAUGUACUGUAUGCACAUCACUACAUUUAACAAACUAUAUGUUAGAACCACAGUGUAAAUGCUAAUUUAAUCAGAUUUGUAUGUAACCAGAAUUUUAUAUACCCAUUUGCCCCUUUUCUAAUUUAUGCUGGUUUGUGUGUAUAAAUGUACUUACAGGAAGAGAUAUUAAACUUAUGUCUUUGUACAGUAUAUACAUACUAUUUUACCCAGGCAAAGUAUUUUUGCAGUGAUGUUAGAGAAGGUGCCAUUUGCUACCGUUAAAGACAGAAUAAAGUGACGGUCUGUCCCUGGCA
This is a messenger RNA of Opisthocomus hoazin, 1919 nucleotides long. The record is from RefSeq and is a predicted model, not a curated record. Lineage: Eukaryota; Metazoa; Chordata; Aves; Opisthocomiformes; Opisthocomidae.